This is a messenger RNA of Linderina pennispora, 324 nucleotides long. RefSeq lists its product as uncharacterized. The coding region runs from base 1 to 324 and encodes 107 amino acids. The record is from RefSeq and is a predicted model, not a curated record. NCBI's taxonomy places the organism in Eukaryota, Fungi, Kickxellomycota, Kickxellomycetes, Kickxellales, Kickxellaceae. The transcript has a single exon.
AUGCGUCAGCUGCUCGCUGCCACUCUCGCCGUCCGCCGCCGCCUUCCGCUCGUCCGUUACUUCACCAUGCCUGGCGAUAUCGAAGACACGCCCUGGAGGCGCAUACACGAAGCUGCGCUUGCAAACGGCGACCGCACCUACACCGACCCAGCAACCGGCUACACAGUGUUCACAGAGCUGUCGCACCUUGACCGCGAGUACUGCUGCGGCAAUGCGUGCAGACACUGCCCGUACAACCAAGAGAACGUCGGAAAGCCCGAGCAGCUAAAGCAGCAGGCACGGGAAGCACGCCAGCGCAAAGCAGCACGGAAGAAGAAUAAAUAG